Messenger RNA from Ornithodoros turicata, 1779 nucleotides. RefSeq names its product zinc finger protein 555-like. The record is from RefSeq and is a predicted model, not a curated record. Gene Ontology annotation, molecular function: DNA-binding transcription repressor activity, RNA polymerase II-specific; RNA polymerase II cis-regulatory region sequence-specific DNA binding. The transcript is spliced from 5 exons. Lineage: Eukaryota; Metazoa; Arthropoda; Arachnida; Ixodida; Argasidae. Gene Ontology annotation, biological process: regulation of transcription by RNA polymerase II. Bases 460 to 1662 code for a protein of 400 amino acids. Gene Ontology annotation, cellular component: nucleoplasm.
GGUCGGUGCGCCACGGCAGAAGCCUUGCGGCUGGCGAAACAACCGUUGCUGCAUCAACUGCACUUCCGUCUAAGCCUCAUUCCCAGUGCUAAAUCUGAGCGUGUCCAAUGUGGGAUAUAUGUGUGUUGCUCACACGACGAAAGGGCUGCAAAAAUGAGAGGGAGGGAAAGAAGAGGGACGUGAACCGCCAGGGGUAUACAGGUUCCCACGGAGUGCAGGUUUCAGAGCGGAAACGAGAACGUGUUCCAAUCCCUUUGUGGAGCUCGUUCUGCGUCGCUGCCGCGCAGAGAAUAUCGUGGAUGCAGCUUCCUCCAUGAUGUUCUGCCCAAGGUCAAGCCGGUCGUGCGGUCAGCCUUUGUUGGCCGUUCUGCUAUAGCAAGCGGAGGUCAUUGUAAUAGCGUUCCGGACUUUCAGGCUGUCAACACUGCACCUGCUCAGCAUCUGGCACACAAGACUAUCAUGACAUCGAACACUGAAGGUGGACACACAAGCGGUCGCGAUGGGCUGCAGGCUGCAAAUCCUCACAGAGGCUCGACCUACGAUUCCUGCUUACCAGAUGUCGGUCAGCUGUUAGUCCACGAUGUGGCCUCCCAUAACGAAGCGCACACAAGCAAGAGAGGCGUUACCUGCACUGGAUACAGCACUGAAGCCUCUGUAGACACUGAAUUGCGGGGCUUUCCUAGCGAAUGCGUCGUGUGUGGACAAACAUUCACACACUGGCGGGCACUCCGAAAGCAUAUGGCGUCACAUGAUCCCGGGCCAACCGACCCAGCCUUCUUCAGGAACUGCCGCACUGCUGACGGAAAAAUGCAGUGCAUGAUCUGCGGCGUCGUCAAGAGAGACAAACGUUCCCUUCGCUACCACUUCGCGUCCCACACCACUGUGCACCAGUUCAUCUGCCCAAAGUGUCCGGCCAGCUUUAAGGCAUCUCACCGCUUCAUCACCCACUUCACGCGAGCUCACACGUCGCUGGCCCGGAUUUUUCGAUGUGAACUGUGCGACUUCACCACCCUGUACAGAGAACGUCUGCACGCGCAUAGGCUGAGACACGAUGGAAUCGUCGAGAAAGAACGUUGCGAGGUGUGCUUCCAGAUGUUCGGAAAGGAGGGAAUCAGGUACCAUUACUUUCGCCACACGGGCGAGAAACCGCACGUUUGUAAGGUGUGCGGCAAAGGAUACAGUAUGAGAGGGCUCCUGAAAAAGCAUAUUGCUUCCAUACAUUUGGGCAUAAAACGCGUGCGCGAACACAGAGACUGUCAGGUGUGUGGUGCGAACAUAGAUCUCCGAAACUUAGAGACGCACAUGCGGCGUCACACCGACGAACCUACGAAUACCUGUUGCAUCUGCGGGAGGCACUUCUUCAGCCUCAGGGGAUACGUCCUCCAUAUGGAGAGAAUGCACGUCCGCAAGAAAGAUCGGGAAUGCCCGGUGUGCGAGAAAUCCUUUCAUGGUCUCUCACAGCUGCAUCAACACAUGCACGUGCAUGUGGAGGAAAAGCUGUUCAAAUGUGAAGUGUGCGGGAAGGCGUUCAGGUGGAAGCAUAAGGUCGGCGACCACAUGAAGACGCACAGCGAGGAACGGCCCUUUAAGUGCGAGCUCUGCGGAGAAGCGUUUAAGUGGAAGCAUAAUCUGGCCAACCACGUGCGAGCCAAGCACAAGUGAACGUUCCUUUCACACGAAGAAGUGCGUGAUUGUAGGGUUUUGAUUUCUCUGUUUUUAACUAUUUAGUGUUUUCAAAGAAAUGUAAUAUAUGGAAAUACAUGAAAUUGUGACGCGUCA